This is a messenger RNA of Amphibalanus amphitrite, 2278 nucleotides long. RefSeq names its product extensin-like. The transcript has 4 exons. Lineage: Eukaryota; Metazoa; Arthropoda; Thecostraca; Balanomorpha; Balanidae. Gene Ontology annotation, molecular function: chitin binding. Gene Ontology annotation, cellular component: extracellular region. The record is from RefSeq and is a predicted model, not a curated record. Bases 85 to 1599 code for a protein of 504 amino acids.
CUGGACGGAGCCGUCCGGCGAGACACAGUCAGUUGGUGACGGGCUCCGGAGCAGACAGCACCGACAGGUCUCUCCACGUUCAUCAUGAGGCUGACGGCGGCUCUCGUGAUAUUGGCUGGGUUGCAGCUGGUGACGGCAGUGAAGCCCCCGGGUCACCCCCACGGCCCACCGCGGCCUCUCCACCGCGCCCAGCUACCCCCUGGACCACCGUACUUGCGCUACCCUCCUCCGGGCCCCCACGGCAGGUACGGUCCGCGCCCGUACGGCCCCGCUCCCCAUAUCCGUCCGUACGGUCACCCGUACCCUCACCCGCCGCCGCCGCCCCACCGGGCUUCACCACACCCGGCUGCAGCAACCACUACAGCAGCGCCAUCUGCUCACACCGAACCCGAGACGGUGGCGCCACCUGAGACGACCCAGGCGGUCAUUUCGACUGCUCAGCCGGAGUCCGCCACUGAGACCAGCACGGAGAGCUCCGUGUAUUUCUCGACGGCGCCUCAUGUAGCAGGGACGCUGAGCAGCGCCGCCGGACCGGCAGCCGCCGUCGCAGAGGCUCCUCCGACGACUGAGUCCAAAUCAACGUCGGCCGAGUCGGAGUCGGAAUCGGAGCACGCUCCGAAGACGUCAUCAGCACCUCGUCCGCCGCUCUACCGGCCGCCCCCGUCCGCCCGACCGGUGUAUCGUCCCCCGCCGCGUCCCGCCCAUCCCCACCAGCCCCCGUACGGCUACCGGAGUCCCGUAUCCAGCUACCAGCACCGUCCCGCCCCGCACCCACCCCGCGGGCACUCCAAGCCCAAAACCUACUACGCCUCAGGCAAACGGCCGUCACCUUCGACCACUCCGAUCCCUUCAGUGACCACUGCUGCUCCGGAGCCUGAACCAGAGGUAACCGAGGCCGCCCCAGCCCCCACCCAGGCCCCAGUGACCGCUACCAGUCAGGUGACCGCCUCUCCCGAGGUCAAAUACUCCACGGAAGCAGCCUCAACCACCGCCGUCCAUCCUACGUCGCUCGCUCCCACCGGUCCCCCCGCUCCCACCGAGGUGCCCGCCGCCCCGGAGUACGUCGAGAGGAGACCGGAGACGCCGGUCGUCCCCAGCUACCCCACUGCACCCGUCCCCAGCCGGCCACAGUACCCCAGGCCGCAGUACCAGCCGACUUACGAGACCAGUGAAGACGAGGACGACAGCAGCAGCAUUCCAGGCGUGGCCAACGUGGAUUACCCCACGUUGUCUGAGGUCCCCGAGACCAGCUUCACCUGUGAAAAUAAACUACCCGGCUAUUACGCUGACCAAGAGGCCUCCUGUCAGGUGUGGCACUACUGCGGUCUCGGGGUGAACCGGCAGUCGUUCCUGUGUCCGGUGGGCACCGUCUACUCCCAGACCACCCGCGUCUGCGACUGGUGGUUCAACGUCAACUGCGCGGCCUCAGAGUCCCUGUACGGGGUCAACGCCGACCUCUACCAGCCGGCGGCGGCGGCGGGGGAGGCGGCCUAUGGCCAGAGGCGCAGCGCCCCGGCGGCCGGCCCGCUGGCGCCCCAGCCGUACGCCCAUGGCCCUCAUGAGUAUCACUCGCUGCCUCCAGCCAACGGGGAGCAGUGAGGAAGGGGUGACGUGCAGAGGAGUUGUGGCUAAUGUGGGAGAAUGUUGGGAGGAACGGUCGUCGCCGUCUCAACCGGUCUUUCUAGCGGGUAAUAGGAGAGUUGAUUGAGUGUCUAGAUAGGAAAUACGAUACGUGUGGUGGAUAAUGAUUGCGGGGGUUAUGUGGAGUGCAUAAUUAGGCACCGCUGCACUUUAUUUAUUUCGUUCUCCGUAUAAGGAUGAUUUUGUGUAUAGUUUUAUGUACCUAUAUAUCACCGCACCUUUGUUAGUCAUCAAAAUAUGUCACACUAGUGGCGUUUGUUCAUCACAAUUUACCAGACGUUAUAUUUAUCUAGUGUGGAUUGCCUACUUAUUGCGUAAAGGCUUUUGUUCACGUCACAUCAAACUAUUCUCAGAGGUAAUUGCACGGAUAUUUGUGUAUGCUCUGUGAUUUGAAGUAAAAGGUCCUUCUUGUGUCAGUUGUUAAGUGUAAGCUUUUAUGUUUUCUAGAGUUGCCCCGGAGUUUUGUUCAGUGAAUAUUAGCAGAAAACGUUAAACGGGCGUCAAAUUAUUCUAAAUCAUUGCAGUUUUUAUGUGACAAUUCCUUUUAAUUCGGCAUGCUCAUGUGUGACUUGCAGUGGUCAGUGUGCUCCUGAGUCCUGUAGAACUGAGGUGAAAAUACACGAUGUGCUUAGUUUUU